CCGGAUAAAUAUGCGCGCACGCAAAAAAAAAAAACUGCGCAUUUUAGUGAGCUAUUGCUUAUCAACAAGACAAAACUAAACAAAAAACUUGUGCAAAACAAGUGUGGCGAAAAACCUGGAAGAUCUGGAAGAUCAGUUGAAUAUUUCUCCUCCGGCGUUUGGCAAAGUGGUCUCUGGCAGCCGGCUUAGUCCAUUUGCUAUUAAUCAAGUGUGAAAGUGACGGCUUCAUGUGUUUAGAGAACGAGCGGAGUUGGACCUGAUGCUCGCUCGCAUGAGAUCGCCAUCCAGGGGCUGAAGAGGCUUGGUCUAAAGCAAUGAGGCUUGUUAGAGGCAGGGGGAAAGAGAAAAAAAGAAAGGAGGGGGAUUGUUAGCGAAUGUCUCUGCGCAAAAGUGUCAGUGGAAGAGAAAGAGAGAGAGGGAGGACUGGAGCCCGGCAGCACCAGCUCUCCUUUUCUGACUACACCCGAGAGGAGGAGCGUGAGGAGGCGACCUAGUGGGCGUCAGAAUCCUCAAUUUUCAACUUAGCAUCCUGGCAGGGCACUCGGCCGAGCAAAAGCCCCGUCCAGGAGCGCGCAAAAAAAUACGCAAAACUUUUAUCGGCAUGAGAGACGCGACGCGGAGAGAAGAAAUCCACUCGGAACGGACGAGCCUCGAAAAGUCGACUGCGAGCGGAGAGAAGUGAGAGGAGAGUCCGGGUGAAGUCUAUGCAUUCGACGCUUGUUCUGAUAUCCAGUGCGCGAAAGGAACGGACGCGCGCUUUGCUCAUCCGGGACUCUAUGUUCGCCUGCGAGAGUGAAAAACAAACUUAAAAAGGGGGAAGAGAAGGAAAAGGGAUUUAUCAAGUGCGCAGCGAGAGAAGCGCGUCCACCGGGGUUCGAGCAUGGCGUACCCUCAGGGCUACUUGUACCAACCGUCCGCCUCGCUGGCACUCUACUCGUGUCCCGCGUACAGCACGAGUUUGAUCUCGGGGCCGCGCACCGAGGAGCUGGGCAGGUCGUCGUCGGGCUCGGCUUUUGCGCCCUACGCCGGAUCUACUGCGUUCAGCGGAGCCUCGGCUGCCUACAGCUCGCAUCUGCCGUACGGAGCCGACGCCGCCGCGGCCGCGGCCACUUUCACUUCAUACGUGAGUUCGCCCUAUGACCACACGACGGGCAUGGCGGGUUCAAUCGGCUACCACCCGUACGCGGCUCCGCUGGGUUCUUACCCGUACGGUGACCCAGCCUACCGUAAAAACGCGACCCGGGACGCCACGGCUACUUUAAAGGCCUGGCUCAGCGAGCACCGCAAGAACCCCUACCCCACCAAGGGGGAGAAGAUUAUGUUGGCCAUCAUUACAAAAAUGACCCUGACCCAAGUGUCCACCUGGUUCGCCAACGCCCGGAGGAGACUGAAGAAGGAGAACAAGAUGACCUGGACGCCGCGCAACAGGAGCGAGGACGAGGAGGAGGACGAGAACAUCGACCUGGAAAAGAACGACGACGACGAGCCUAGCAAGCCCAUGGAGAAAGGGGACUCGACAGAUACAGAGACAGAUCCCAAAAUCCUUCACACAGCCGAAGCCCAGUGCGACAGAUUCCAAGAGGACCCCCACGUCAAGGACUCGGACCCUUUGCUCAGUGACUCGGACUUUAAGGAGGUGGAGGAGGAGCCCCCCAAAGCCACCACGUCGUCCCCGCCGCUAAUUCAGCGGCCUCUGGAGCUCAGCGCGCACGACCGGGGGCAGGAAGUGGCGCACCCCGCCGGUGCGGUCAAUCACAGCAACGCCACGUCCGUUAUCCACCCUCCCGCGUCCGUGACCAAGCCUAAACUGUGGUCCCUGGCGGAAAUAGCCACGUCGUCGGACAGGUGCAGGGGGAGCGGGAGCAGCGAGGCGGCGGCGGGAGCGGCCCCCAGCACGGCAGCGUCGCCCAGCCGGACCACGACGCAGUGCGCGCUCCCUAGCGGCGCUCUCAUCUCCCGGCCCCUGUACUACACGUCCCCGUUUUACGCGGGCUACACGAACUACGGCUCUUUCAGCCACCUGCACGGCACCCACGGUACCGUCUCCAGCCCCGCCAGCACCACGCACUUCAACGGAAUUAACGCGAGUGUUUUGAACCGGGCCGAGGCCCUGGCGCGGGAGAGCAAAGCCCGGAGCCAGGCGCAGGUAGACCUUUGCAAAGACUCCCCAUAUGAACUCAAGAAAGGUAUGUCCAACAUUUAAUUGGCGCAAUCCGCGCCCUCACGGACUAUUAUUUAUUAUGUGUGGUUGCUUAUAAAGAAAGAAGACGAGGACGAAUAAUUAUAAUAAUAAUUAAUAAUAAUAAUAAUAAUAAUGAAAGAGAGAGAGAGAGAGAGAUUUUCCCAGGACAGAUAUUUUCUGAGUAAAUGCUUAUCCACAAAUCUUAGUUUCUGAAUGGUUCAUCAAGAUGUAACAUCUAAGAAUUGUCUUAAAUCGCUGCAGCCGCCUGAGUCUAUUUGUAUUAAAGACUAAUAUGUAUAUUUAAUGUAGCAUUUUUGUAUUUAAAAAAUGGACA
Trichomycterus rosablanca is the source of this 2516-nucleotide messenger RNA. It is a transcript of the gene irx5a, whose product is annotated as iroquois homeobox 5a. Gene Ontology annotation, biological process: regulation of transcription by RNA polymerase II; cell development; neuron differentiation. Gene Ontology annotation, cellular component: nucleus. Bases 881 to 2203 code for a protein of 440 amino acids. Lineage: Eukaryota; Metazoa; Chordata; Actinopteri; Siluriformes; Trichomycteridae. The transcript has 3 exons. Gene Ontology annotation, molecular function: RNA polymerase II cis-regulatory region sequence-specific DNA binding; DNA-binding transcription factor activity, RNA polymerase II-specific. The record is from RefSeq and is a predicted model, not a curated record.